UUAUAUUACGUGUGUGAAACUCUAGUGUUAUAAUAAUCCUUUUCUACUUUAGGCGCAGGGCCAGAAAAUUGCAGGGAACGAUUAGUCGAUUACAUCGAUCCCAGUGCUCAACGAGUGCUUAUUUUAUUUAAUCCCAUAGAAUGAAGGGCUAAGUCGACCUCCGCGAUAUGUGAACUAGGAACGUAAAGACGGACGAAAUGCCGCCUAGCAUUUUGCCCGGCGUACUAACGAAUCCGCCAGCUCGCCGCAUUUUACUGUGUUCGAGGUAACCCAUAGCACGACUUUUAUCAAAUUGUUUUCUAAGUGUAUAUUCAUUGUUUAUCGAGAGUAUACUGUUUUAUUUAUGGGAAAUUACGAUUCUGAAAAGGAAAAGAAAAAAGGCCAGAUUUUAAGGUUAGUUAAGAUUGAAGUAAGGUUAGGAUUUUGGGCACUGAAAAAAAAACUAGAAUUUGUUGGGGAAAAAAGUUACAGAAUCGUAAUCUUCAAUAUUUAAAGCAUAGAAAUCCGAAGAAAUUCUCUCUGGAAAAGAAAGUUACGGUGACUGAGUGUUUAUUACGCAACUCCAUCCAACUGCUUGUCGAGACGAUAGUUUAGAGCUAGAGUGGACAAAAAAUUCUAUAAAACUAUAUAUAGAAUUAUUCUAUGAAAAGUCGCUUCGAUAAAAUGUAAUUUAAUGGAAAUCAUUCGAUUAAAAAUCUGAUACACGAAGGAAAAGAGAGGGUUGCUCUAACUGCUAGAAACAGCAGUCAAAUCUACUUUACAUCACACCCUACAAGUUUAAGACGUGAUGGUCAUGUAUGUCAUGAAGUCAAAAAGAUUGAAAACCACUGGCCUAACACUAUUGGAAGUAGAAUAAGGCACCAACACUAUAUUCCCGUGCUACAAUUCUGAAAAGGAUUAAUAUAAAUUUGAUUUCUGAUCCCUAGAAUGGGUUCAUGGAAUGUCCUUUUCAGGAAUUCGUGUAUGUAAUCACAGUGGAGAAGAAGCUGCUGGGAUCAUCAGUGGAAUAUCAUGAACUCAAUAAUUUAUUCACUACUCCUUUUAACCUUUUCCUUGUGCCCUAUAAAAAGGUGCCUUUUAGCAGUAAUUGCAGAAUGUUAAAACAGCUGUGUUAUGUCUCCAUUCUCACCACACAACACAGACAGCCAGUUAAGACAAAUGGCCCAUUGUCGACAAGAAUUUUUUUUACCACAAAUAUACUACAAUUGUUUCCAGUUAUGAUGGGCCAGCCACAGAUUACUGUACCAGUAAGCUUGUCGUGAACUCCAAGUAGGAUGUCUCUCCAAGUGGUUGUGUUAUCAUUCUUGAAUACAGAUUCCAAAGUGCCAAAUUAUCAGCCUGACUCUUGGUGGAAAGCUCAUUUCAGUGCCGUGUCUGCUAUAAAUGAAAGUUACAGGUCAAACAGUCACAUUACAUAAUAUCAAAAGCACGACCACUACAUCUCUAAAGCACAACCAAGUAGUGACAACUAGACGUUUCAAGGGAAAUUUAUUCACGUUUACUAAGGAAAUCAAAAUAUGGCUCAACUCAUUGGAAGAGUUGCCAUAGUGACUGGUGCUAAUUGUGGUCUUGGAUUUGAAGUUGCUAAACGUCUGUGUUAUUUAGGCCAUGAUGUCAUAUUAGCAUGCCGCAGUGAAGAAAAAGGAAGAUGUGCUGUUGAAAACAUUUGUAAUGAUCAAAAUAAUGCCCUUGCAUCUUAUAUGAAUCUUGACCUGGCUGAUAUUUCUUCUAUACACAAAUUUGUGGACGAGUUUCAUGAAUCUGGAAAACCACUUGACCUCCUUAUUAACAAUGCUGCUGUUUUUGAUAAUUCUGGGGAAGAAAGGAAGCUUACAAAAGAUGGAUUUGAAUUAACCAUGGGAACAAAUCACUUAGGUCAUUUCUUACUUACUAUUCUUCUCUUAGAAGACUUAGAAAAUUCUGCUGCUCUGAAUGGUGAAUCUCGAAUAGUCAAUGUCACUUCUUUACUUCAUGACACUCAAAUCAAACAUAUGAAAGACAGAGCAAAACCCCUUGACAUGAACAACUUUUUUUUGGAAAAACCAAAUACUUACAAUGGUCUUCAAGCCUACAAAAACUCCAAACUUGCAAAUGUGAUUUUUACUUAUGAAUUAGCCGAAAGAAUUCGUAACAAGAACAUUACAGUAAACUGCUUAUGUCCAGGUUUUGUUCCUAAGACAAAUCUGGGUCGUGAUGUCAGUGGUGCCAAAAGAUUUUUUUUGAAUUAUGUUCUCUAUUACUUUUUACGCUAUUUGAACAUUGCUAAGACAGUUGAUGAAGGUGCUGAAGCUAUUAUGGAUUGUGCUGUUGGAGAAAAACUAAAAGGAGUAACUGGAAAAUUCUUCAGAAAUCGUGAAGAAGCACAGUCAUCUCUGGAAUCUAUGGAUAAAUCCCUGAGAACUGAAUUAUGGGAUGCAAGUGUGCUUUAUUGCUAUUUAGAGGGUAAAGUUCCACUUCCCGUUGCAGGACUGAAAUUUUCUGAUAAUCUUCCUGUCAAGAUCUCAGUAACGCCUUCACCUGAUGAGGAAACUCCAGAUCUGGGAAUAAAGUCUUCUCCAAAAAAUCAUUCUAAACUGGAGGCAUGAAUAUCUGCAUUAAAAGCCACAAGUUGUUGUUUAUAAUACCAUGUAACCCUACCCUGAUAUGUAAUUGUACAUAUUUACAAGUUUGGUUUUAGUCCCUUUUUUUAUUUUUUACAGGAAAUAAUUCUUUAUUACUAUAUAUAGCUUUAUUUUUUGGAAAAAUAUAUCAUCUUUUACACAUAUUGGUACAUUUCUUUUUAGCGUUCUUUAUUGAUUUUUAUUUUGUUUAACUUUAUUUCUGGGAUAGAGAACUCAGGUAAUUCCUCCUUUUUUUUAAUGUGAGAACCUUUAAUGGUAACUAGAGAGUUCUCUGUUUAUUAUUCUUUUCUCUAAAGAUAUUGUUAAGAUAGUUAUUUUUGAGAAAUUAUUUUGACUGUUGACAAUUUUGAUGUUUUCAUAGAUUCUUGUCUGUGAUGUGAUUCAGUUCUAUUUUCUUUCCUUUAUAUACUGCAAUUUUCCCAUAUAAUAGAUUUAAUCUAUUGCCCACUUUCAUGCAACAACUUGGUGUCUAUAUGCUUUGUUACAAGCAUUCAGACUAAAUUUCUGGUCUGAGAUCAGAUAUCUAAACCUUCCUCCUUAUUCCUCCAUCAGUUCCAGAUGCCUUGUUGAUAGUUCAUGGGUUCUGCUAUUCCUCCUUUGACUAAACCUUUUAGCAGGUCUAUCAUUAACAAAAUGACCUCUGCAGUACUAUUCGAAACUUGUUGACAUUCUAUUCAACAUAAAAUUUCUAUGUUAUUUACAGAAGAUUGGGAAUAUAAAUACCUUGUAACUCACUGGGAUUUGGGGCCCUGCUAAAAAUGUUAUUCUGAUGUAAUGUGUCCUAGCAAAGACCUCCAGUGCAUUCUGGCAAAAAACCUUCUACGUCCAAACUCAACCGGCAACAAUGCAAUGCACAUGCCGUAUGAUGGAUCUAUGCAAGAAUCAAAAGGUAACAGAGCCAAUUGCCAACUUAACUACAUCUUUAUGUUGCUAGCAUUUCAAAUCCUAAGAUCCUCACUAAACAACUAAUCACUUCUUCAUGUUAAUAAAUCUUCUGUUACUAAAACCAAAUAUCAGUCUAAUCCCACCUUUUAACUCGUUUGUUUUAAUACCAGUUUUCAUUAUAAUUUUUUUAAAAAAAAGCCGCAAAAAAGUAUUGUCUUUCUCUACAUUACUACUGAACAAAAUUCAUAAAAAUUUAUAUUUUCAUCAUCAUCAUCAUCAUCGUUUAACGUCCGCUUUCCAUGCUAGCAUGGGUUGGACGAUUUGACUGAGGACUGGUGAAACCGGAUGGCAACACCAGGCUCCAGUAAAAAAAUCCUUUUCUCCUUGAUCAAAGGGAAGAAAGAAAACCCCUUAAGGUAAAAGGAUGAAAGAAAAAAAAAUGUUUAAAAAUAUUUAUUUCUUAUUGACGUUGUCAUGGUGAUAGUGAUCCUCGUCAUAAUUACAUUUGUAAAUAUGUAAAACUAUUGAGAACUUAUUUUUACAAAAUUUACAUAAUUUUUCCCUAUAUACUCUCUAUAGUAUUUUAUAUUGUUUCAGUGAAUGUUUUUCAAAUUUUAUAUUAUUUUUGUAUUCUGUAUAAGUAUUUCCAACUUUUUUGUAUUUUUUUUUGUGAUACUAAUCCUAUUUAUAAAUUAACAAUUACCAUCUAACUUGUAUUUUACUGGUGUAAUCAACAUUUCUUUUAAGCUUUCACUGGAAAUGAAGAAACCUUUGAUUGCUUUAUAUCUUGUAUCAGAUUAUGAAAUAAUAAUACUGUGAUAGAAAGAAACCUGGAUAUUCUUAAUUAGUUUGUGGAAAUAAUAAGUGAAAUUACUGUUAAUUAGUGGAAUUAUGUCUAUGAAUCUAUGGAAAUGACUUCAGAAUGUCUGCUUGCUCAUCAAGACAGAAAAGAAAUAUUAAUGUUUAAAACAUUGUGUUGUUGUCUUGAAACAGCCUUGCAUUCAUAUUAUACCAAAUGGAACUGAUUCUUAUCCUUAGACAAGGUACCUGUCUUUCAUUACCUCUGCCUGCUUAGCUGUAGAGAGGCACCAUGCAUAGUUACAACACUUUGUUAUACUUAUGACUUAAAUGAAGUAAUUCUUUAUACAUACAAUGUUUAUUUUACACUGUUAUGUGUUAGUCAUUUUUAAGCCACCAGAAUUCUUUUUAAAGCUAGAUGAACUUAUCAUAGAUUACAAUAAAAAUAUAGUAAUAAACGAACAUUAUAUCCUGUUUCCAGCAGCUGAUCUGCCUUGAAAUAUCAAUCAAAAUACCCAUUGACAGCUACUACUUUAUAGUCUAGAGCAAUAAAUUCAUUGCCUGUAACUACAGUAAUACAUGGUUCAUAUAUUACACAUUUAAUAUACAACUAACAUUUACUUUGAGGAAAAGGUCGUAUGUUUUAUAUUGUUAUUCAUAGUUUCAUUAAGUAUGAAAUCAGUUUAUUUGAAAAUGUUAUUCUUGAAUGUUGUAGGCUGCCAAAUGGUAAAAUUAAAGUAAAACAAAAGCAAUGAAACUUCUGCUAAUCUAAAGUUUCUUUGCAUAAAUCCUUAUUGAUCUUUCACAAUGGUAAAUUGCUAAUUCAGUUCGAAAGUAAAUUGGAAGGGACAGCAUUUAUAAUUAUUUAUUGAUUUCUUCCCUCUCAGUCUUUGGAUUGUCUGUCUAUGGUUUAUUUACAUUGAGUUUGAUUGGUCAGGGAAUUUUGAAUAUUUAUGUUUGUUCAGUGCCCUACCCUUCCUUCACCUUUGUCUGAUAGAGCUGUAACUGUUGCUCCAUGAUGGUGCAUUUUAGCAGAGUGUUACAAUAUUGGCAAAUAGUUCCACUCUAGUGUAGUCUUGGCAAAUAAGUAUGGCAAGUAAAAUAUACCAUAUACUCUAGGAAUAAUCAUAGUUUAUUGAUAGAUAGUGUACUGAAUACACACAUACUUACUACAUAAACACUUUAAAUAGUUUUUAUUUAAUUAACAAUUAAAAUCUAAUCUCUAAAAUUCUGUGAUUAAAACUGUAAAAAGAUUCAUUUUGUCUCAAAGUUGUUAUAUUUUAUUUAUAAUGAAAGCAUUUUAAAAUCUUUCAAAAUUGCUGUUGAUCAUCUGGUGUUAAGUCUGCAUAUGGGUCUGUAUCACUGUCAUCCUCCUCAGUGUAUCUUCACAGUGAAUUCAUUCUUCCCAUCCAUUGCAUUUGAAAUGCUACACUAAAAAAUGAUUUUACAUUUUCUACAGAAAUGGCUUCAUAAAUUUUUUUUAUCAGGAAAAUCCCUUAAUUCACCCAUUGGUGGUACACAUAUAGUGCUACUGUUUGCAAAUGACAGUUCUUCCUCUACCAGCCAUUUAUUUCACUUCCCACAGAUAUUGUCCUCAAAGAAUGUAAGUGUAGAUGUUUGGUUAAGUUCUCUUUCUAACCACUGUGCAGCACCUUGACCUACUGUCCAUCAUACAUAGCCUUAGCGUGAUCAAUAUUUUGUGAGUGAAAUUAGUAAAUGGAAAAUAUGUGGAAACCUGUCAUAUAUAUAUAUAUUAAACACCAGUGAGAAAACCCAGAAACUGAUGUUCUUUGAACAAAGUCUCCUGUGAUAUUUUUUCAACACUACACUGUAGACACUCAUUUGAUAAGUCUGUUAGAAAGCUGUGACCAAUGAUGUCAUUAUUUGCAAUAUUGAAUACAUAAAUGACUUAUAUCAAGAAAUUGAACCACAGAUAUUACUUACCACAUUACCUCCCCAGCAUUAGUUCAGAUAUAGUAUUGUUUCAUUGAAGUUGCUUCUUGACAUUGUGUUAAAUGGUAUAAUGUUUUAAAACCAAUUAGUUGUUUUCCUUGCUUUGUCUGCCAGGUCACUUCCUCCUAUAUAUAUUGUCAAUUCAUAAACAUUUAUCAACUUCUGGAUAUGCAAAAAAAACCUGGACUUCCACUGUCCAGUAACAUCACAUAAAUGUUUAUGUACGUAAACUGAGUUUUGAGGUUUGCUGAAGGUCUAUUCAAUUUUAGUUUACUGUAGCAAUACCAAAUUAUAAUCAUGAAGCAAGAAUGUAGCUUUGUUGAUUGGUACUUUAAAAUUUUUGCUUUCAUCUAUGUCUUAAAAUAGCUACAACUGUGAGUACCAACAAGAACAUUAAAUAUAGGUGAUUUAGUAAUUUAGCUUGUUGGCCAGUUCUGUGGUGGAAGGAGUUAAGUGAAUGACUAUUUCACUAGGUUGCAUGCUGUUGGUACACUGUACACUUGUAGAUUGUUUACAUCUCUGAUACAAAUGUCAGAUCAUAUUGUAGACUACUAAUAUAGACCAUAAUAUUAGUAUUCUGUGUAAACUGUAAAUUUAAAGAUGAAAAGUGUUUGCUACUGAAGUACAACAAAGUUCUUACUAAUAACUUUUGGUGUGGUGCUGAAGAUCUUUUAGGUUAUUCUUUGCAGUAUGUACUCUUAGAUACUGGUACUUAUGGUAUCAAUAACUGUUUUGUUAUGAAAAGUGUAGUUCUGUUUCUAACCCUGGUGGUGUAUAAUGUAAGGAAUAGAUGAAUUAUAUCAGUCAGUUGGCAGCAAGUAUGCACUGAAAAAGUUUAAAGUUUGCUCUAAGUUUUAGAACAAUAGCCUUUAUUUGGAUUUUAGUACUGGCACAUUCUAUGUGUGUCUAGGACCAGGCUGGCUUAUUUAAUGAGAAUAGGCUUAUGUGCCGUGAUUUAUGGUGUGCACAUAGAAAGGUAAGCAUUAGUUAGAGAAUUUGCAUGUCAUAUUUAUGUUAAAAGAUUUAAUACUACUGUUCUUGAGUGGUGUGUGUCCAUAUGAAACAGAAAGUAACGUAAGUCAAGUCUUUAUUAAACCAUACCACACUUUACAUUAUUUUCAAAUAUAAUUUAUUCAUUUAUUAUUGAAACAUUGCAAUAAAAUAUCAAGAACCACA
Messenger RNA from Octopus bimaculoides (California two-spot octopus), 7433 nucleotides. RefSeq names its product WW domain-containing oxidoreductase. The record is from RefSeq and is a predicted model, not a curated record. Lineage: Eukaryota; Metazoa; Mollusca; Cephalopoda; Octopoda; Octopodidae.